Messenger RNA from Paramecium tetraurelia, 1362 nucleotides. RefSeq lists its product as uncharacterized. Lineage: Eukaryota; Ciliophora; Oligohymenophorea; Peniculida; Parameciidae. Gene Ontology annotation, cellular component: clathrin adaptor complex; trans-Golgi network; cytoplasmic vesicle. The record is from RefSeq and is a predicted model, not a curated record. Gene Ontology annotation, biological process: Golgi to lysosome transport; protein targeting. The transcript is spliced from 6 exons.
AUGUUUUCAUAAAUAUUCAUUCUCUCUCCCAGAGGUGACACCAUUAUCAAUCGGGAUUUCAGAUCGGAUUUACCUAAAUCCACACCUGAAACCUUCUUCAGAUAAGCUAAAACCUACUCAGGAGAUGCCAAUCCUUUAUUUACUGUAGAUUGCAUCCAAUUUGCUCAUAUCAAAAGAGGAGGAUUGUACAUUGUUGGCACAUCCAGAUUCAACUUACAACCAGCUAUGUCAUUAGAAUUAUUGGAUCGAUUAGCAAAAGAGAUCAAAGAUUUUUGUGGAGUCAUCAAUGAAGAAGUCCUUAGAAAGAAUUUCAUCCUGAUCUACGAGAUUCUAGAUGAAUCAUUUGAUUUUGGCUACCCUCAACUCAUGGCUACAGAAUAAAUCAAACCACUCAUUGUGAAUGACCCAAUUCAGCCUUAACCUGAUUCAGUCAUGAAUUCCCUGAGACCAAAGAUUCAAACGUUCAACAUUUUUGUUCCAAACACCAUUGGAAGUCAAGCAGUCUAGCGAUCGGUAUUAAACAAAAAUUAAGCAAAUGAAAUUUUUGUUGAUAUUUAUGAAAAACUCAAUGUUCUCUUUAAUUCUAGUGCAUAUGUUAUCAAUUAGAGUAUUGAAGGAUGUAUACAAAUGACAUCAUUUUUAUAAGGAAAUCCACCUCUAAAAUUGGCAUUGAAUGAAGAUCUUCAAAUUGGAAGAUAACAAGGGUAAUAUUCAGCUGGAGUCACCUUGGAUGAUUGCAAUUUCCAUGAGUGUGUUAAUGCAAAUGAAUUGGAUAUGAAUAAAACCUUGCGUAUACAACCUCCUGAUGGUUAAUUCGUUGUUAUGAAUUAUCGUAUAAGUGGAGAUUAUGCUGCUCCUUUUAGACUGUUUCCCAUCAUUGAAGAGGUUUCCUCAUCUAAAAUCGAAGUUACUAUAAAAUUGAAAGCCUGCUUUGAUGCCAAAAUAAUUGCAUCUUAUGCAAAUGUUCGAAUUCCCAUUCCAAAACAAACUGCAAAUGCCUAUCCUGAAUUAGUUAAGAAUGCUUAAUUGGAGACUGCUGAAUAUGAUUCAAAUAAAAAGAUGGUCGAAUGGUAGAUCAAGAAACUUUGUGGUGGUUAGGAAAGAUCAUUAAAAAUUAAAUUGACUCUAUAGGCGACUUAGACUGCUCACACUGCAAGAAAAGAGAUUGGUCCUAUUGCAAUGAACUUUGAAAUACCUAUGUUUAAUGUAAGCAGAUUGCAAAUCAAAUACUUGAGAAUUGAGGAGAGAGGCAAUACUACCAAUCCUCAUAGAUGGGUGAGGUAUAUUACAUAGAGUAGUUCCUAUGUAUGUAGAAUCUGAAAUUAAAUUAAUAUGCAUAAUCAUAUUUUCAAAAUGUUUAUA